This is a messenger RNA of Trifolium pratense (red clover), 3356 nucleotides long. RefSeq lists its product as uncharacterized. Bases 1537 to 2754 code for a protein of 405 amino acids. Gene Ontology annotation, biological process: RNA processing. The record is from RefSeq and is a predicted model, not a curated record. The transcript has 10 exons. NCBI's taxonomy places the organism in Eukaryota, Viridiplantae, Streptophyta, Magnoliopsida, Fabales, Fabaceae. Gene Ontology annotation, molecular function: nucleotidyltransferase activity; RNA binding.
UAUCAUCAAUAAUACUUACAGUCCGAGACGCCCAAAGUGACACUGUAGAUCGCAAAAUUUGGGUUUUCUGCUCCUGUUCACCAUUCCAAAUCGCCUUCCAUGUCGAUUCCCUUUUUCUUCUUUGUUCUGUCGAUUCCCUUUUUCUUCUUUGUUCUGUUGCGAUUCCCUUUUCCUUCUUUGUUCUGUCGAUUCCCUUUUUCUUCUUUGUUCUGUUGCGUUUCUCAUUCCUUUUCCUGUUUUGUUUUGAUACAUUUAAUGCCUUUUCGAUUUCCUUUUCAAUUUCCUUUGUCUUCUUUCGCGUUCAAUUUGCUACAUGGAUGGGUUUGGGUAAGCUUUUCGCCCACUUGCUUGUUUUAAGUUCGUCUGGAUUCAGCGGAAAGGUAUUUGUCGGAAUACUUUCCAUUUUGUGACGGAUGCAGGCUGAAAGGGAUUUGGCAGAAGGUUUGCUUUUGUGCUUGAUUUGUCUCGUUUCCAAUUUGUUUUGCCCAUAUGUAUCGGUUAUUUCUUUCUCCUUCAUUCCGUCUCGCUCUCUCUUUUGUGGUGGUUGUUCUUUUUCGUUUUUGUAUUCUCUCAAAUGGCUGGUAGGUUUGAUUUCUUCAUUAAUCUAAAUCCCAAUUGAAUAUUGAUUGUUUUUCCCCUGUUUCAUUCUACAGGUUCUUGCCAGAUUUGUUUCAUCGGUUUGUUAUGACCUGAUUUGUUCUUCAUAUUUAUUUUAUUUCUAAUUUUUACAGUUUCCGGAGGAAGUACUGUCUUUCACUUUUUCACAUGAUUCAUGUUAUGUUGUUUAAUUUGCAGAUUCAUGGCAACAAGUGGGGUUGAUGCUUGUAACAGGCUUCAACUGUGGUUGGAUAUUCAGUUUCUCUAACCUUAUAAUGGUUCCAUUGGGUUGGACUUGGGGUGUUAUAUUGCUUUUUGUUGUUGGAUUCUACACAGCUUAUGCUAAUUGGUUAUUGGCAAAAGCCCCUAAAUCCCAAUUGAAUAUUGAUUGUUUUUCCCCUGUUUCAUUCUACAGGUUCUUGCCAGAUUUGUUUCAUCGGUUUGUUAUGACCUGAUUUGUUCUUCAUAUUUAUUUUAUUUCUAAUUUUUACAGUUUCCGGAGGAAGUACUGUCUUUCACUUUUUCACAUGAUUCAUGUUAUGUUGUUUAAUUUGCAGAUUCAUGGCAACAAGUGGGGUUGAUGCUUGUAACAGGCUUCAACUGUGGUUGGAUAUUCAGUUUCUCUAACCUUAUAAUGGUUCCAUUGGGUUGGACUUGGGGUGUUAUAUUGCUUUUUGUUGUUGGAUUCUACACAGCUUAUGCUAAUUGGUUAUUGGCAAAAGCCCCUAAAUCCCAAUUGAAUAUUGAUUGUUUUUCCCCUGUUUCAUUCUACAGGUUCUUGCCAGAUUUGUUUCAUCGGUUUGUUAUGACCUGAUUUGUUCUUCAUAUUUAUUUUAUUUCUAAUUUUUACAGUUUCCGGAGGAAGUACUGUCUUUCACUUUUUCACAUGAUUCAUGUUAUGUUGUUUAAUUUGCAGAUUCAUGGCAACAAGUGGGGUUGAUGCUUGUAACAGGCUUCAACUGUGGUUGGAUAUUCAGUUUCUCUAACCUUAUAAUGGUUCCAUUGGGUUGGACUUGGGGUGUUAUAUUGCUUUUUGUUGUUGGAUUCUACACAGCUUAUGCUAAUUGGUUAUUGGCAAAUGCCCCUAAUGAUUGUGAUGAGAAGGACCAUCUUCGGUGGAUGAAUUGUUUAAACCGGGACUUCACAAUUAAUGGGUUGAUGCUUGACCCGUAUGCAAGAGUUGUAUAUGAUUACAUGGGGGGAAUAGAAGAUAUUAGAAAAGCUAAAGUACGGACUAUAAUUCCUGCAGAUAUGUCUUUUCGGGAAGAUUGUGCUCGAAUUCUACGUGCAAUUAGAGUUACUGCCCGCUUAGGAUUUAGUAUUUCUAAGGAAACAGCUCAUUUUGUUAAACUUUUGUCUUCUUCUGUAGCAAGACUUAAUAAGGGUAGGCUCUUGAUGGAAAUAGAUUAUAUGCUAGCUUAUGGUUCCGGUGAAGCUUCUUUGAGGCUAUUAUGGAAAUUUGGACUGCUAGAUAUACUUCUUCCCUUCCAGGCUGCUUAUUUUACUCACCAUGGAUUUCGAAGGAGGGACAAAAGGACCAAUAUGCUUUUGUCUCUCUUCUCCAAUUUAGAUAAGCUUUUGGCUCCAAACCGUCCAUGUCAUAGUAGCUUAUGGUGUGGGAUCCUAGCAUUACAUAAAGCAUUGAGUGAUCGGCCGAGGGACCCCUUGGUGGUUGCUGCAUUUAGCCUUGCAGUUUAUAAUGGUGGAAACGUGUUGGAAGCAGUUAAGAUAGCAAGGAUGAUCAAUAAGCCACAUGAUAUGAAAUUUCCUGAAUUAUUAGACCUUUCAGGCAAUGUGGAGCCUUUGGAAGCUGGGGUUAGGGAUCUAGCAGAGUCUGUUAGAGGGGCAUUGUUGCAAAUGACUGAUGAACAUUUUGUAUCUCAGGCUAUGGCUGACUAUCCACAAGCUCCUCAUUCAGACCUAGUGUUCAUCCCAUUAGCAUUGUACGUAAAAGCCUUCAGCAUUUUUGAAUGUGUGAAAAGGAGUUAUGAUAAGAAAUCUUUGUCAAAGCAAGACAUGAAAAUUGAUUAUGAGUCCUUAGCUAAUGGUAAUAUACAAGAAAUAAGACACGUUUUUGCAAGAAUUGUAUUUGAUACGGUGUUCCCACUUCAUCAAGAUCAGGAUCAGUCACUGCAGAGCAGUAGGGUUUCACAUUAAUUUCAGAGACUGAAGUGUCUAAUUCCUACAAUUAGAGGUGUUGUUGCUCCCUAAUCUGUGGCUUUCUUCUAUUUUUCAUUUAGCCUUAGAAAACAGGGGAUGACUUGGUUUCUUUUAAUUCAUUUUAUGCUUCGGUGUGUGUAUUGAAUUAAUGUUUGGCAUGCUAUCUAUUUUUAAUAAAAUUUUAUUUUGAUUUUUCAUAAAAACAAAAAAAAAGUUAAGGUCUAUCCCCUGUUUAGCUAGAGUUAUAUUGAUUGUUCGCUUAAAAAAGUUUAUAUUGUGAACUGAGGAUUAAAAGUAUUCUAGAAGUCUAUUUGGAAUAUAAAUAAAAAUAGAAUCUUGUUUGGCAGGAUAUGAGGCUGACUAUUUAUAUGACUGGACAAUUUUAAAAUAUCAGGAGAUUCAACAGGCAAAGGAACAAAAUCUAUCAAUUGUGCGUGAUUCCUUAAUUUGCCGUGUUUGAAUUUCCAUUUUGAAAGUUUGUGAAGAUUAGUAAACUUAGUUAGGAUCAUUGUAUAAAGUGUACCUUACACUUAUUGUAAUUAACUUUUCUGAUUGUAUCAAUUCGAAAUAAUCAAUCUUUCUCUCAAUUAGUUUAUCAA